Messenger RNA from Formica exsecta, 1274 nucleotides. RefSeq names its product THO complex subunit 4 (gene Ref1). The transcript is spliced from 5 exons. Bases 123 to 869 code for a protein of 248 amino acids. Gene Ontology annotation, biological process: mRNA export from nucleus. NCBI's taxonomy places the organism in Eukaryota, Metazoa, Arthropoda, Insecta, Hymenoptera, Formicidae. The record is from RefSeq and is a predicted model, not a curated record. Gene Ontology annotation, cellular component: nucleus. Gene Ontology annotation, molecular function: mRNA binding.
CUUGGUUUCGUUUUCGUUUCACCGCUUGCUCCGCCGCCAUCACGAAAAACGACAGUUGGAGAGGUUGGUUUACCUCGGUGUUUCUCUUACGCGGUAGUUACGUCCCAUUGCGAAUCGUACAAAUGAAGAUGGUGGAUAAGAUAGAAAUGAGUCUGGACGACAUCAUCAAACAGACUAAGGGGUCUAGGGCACGAGGCAGCGGUAGACGCGGCAGAGGCGCCGGCAAUUCGCCCCGUAGAGGAGCACGUAGGGCGCAAAGGGUCGGCGGUGGCGUCAUGCGAGGACGCAAUCGCGGCGGUAUUGCACGUAGCUCUUUGCCAUACACGAGGGGUGAUGUAAACAGCGCUUGGAAACAUGACAUGUUUGAUGGUGUAAAAAAGGUUGGUCGUGGUAUAAUAGGCAAUGCAGGAACAACCAAACUUUUGGUGUCAAAUCUUGAUUUUGGCGUAUCAGAUUCAGACAUACAGGAAUUAUUUAGUGAAUUUGGACCUUUAAAAUCGGCAGCAGUACAUUAUGAUAGAUCAGGUCGUUCUCUAGGUUCUGCAGAUGUCAUAUUUGAAAGACGAGCGGAUGCUAUCAAAGCGAUGAAACAAUAUCAUGGAGUACCUCUAGAUGGUCGGGAAAUGAACAUACAAGUCGCGACUUCUGAAUUACCAGUCACUUCUAUCCGUGGUGGUCCAAGACCAAGUGGUACUAGUUAUACACAGAGACCUCAGACCCGUUUCAGGGGGAAUCGUGGCACAGGAUCAGUCAGAGGUCGUGGGAGUGGUCGGCGUGGAGGUAGAGGAGGCACUCGACAAGCGACAAAGACACCCACAGCUGAGGAAUUAGAUGCGGAAUUAGAAGCAUAUGUGAAGGAAGUCAAGUAACAAUGUCACAAAAUUCUCUUUACUCUAUUCAGAUUUUGUUCAAAUUGACUUAACACAAUACACAUUGUUGCCCUUAUUUUCAUGAAGCAUACAAUACAAUUAUAUCAAGAUAUAUAUGUAUACAUACAUACAUAUAUGUCGCUCUCUCUCUUUCUAGUAAAAUGUAAAGAAAUUUUCAUUAAUUUUUAGUUUUUAUUUUUGACGAUUCUUUCGAAAAUUGGUUAAAUUAGUUUUACACAAUCUCUACAAAUAUCAUUCAUAGACGUUCAUAGAUUUUUUUUAUGUGAUACAAUAAGAAAGUUAAAAAAGAACAAACUUAUAAUUGUAAAGACUGUAUGGAUUUGUAUGUACUAUCGUGCGUGUGUGUUCAUCAGAUGAAAAAUACAAUGAGAUGCAUCUCGAAAA